UUUAAAGAUUUCAAACUUGAAUUUGUUGAACAAAUGCUAUAAAAACGAUAUACAAAACUAAUGAACACAUUAUUUUAGUGUUAGACUUCUUACAGUCUAAUCUAUUAGACGCUAAUCAUUACAAUAAUGUAUAUCAUUAUUGCUUUGGCUUAAAAUAAGUACUCAAGAGACACAUCGGGUGGCCGUCGAGUGCGCCAACAGAGCGAAGAAGAUUGCGGACAAACCGUACGAUUAGUCGAAAAUGAGAGACAAGUGGUCGACCGGAGAGGAUAUGGAAAAGACGGAAGAAAGUGAAGGGUGUGAUAGGAUUUUGGCGGAGACUCGACAAAAACUGAGACAAAUAAAAGAUUACUAUCGGAAUCAGUUGAAAGAAGUCCGUAAACUCAUAAUAAUCAAUAGUUUACUGUCGGAAUUGUCUGCCAUGAAAGCCAAUCGUCUGUUGGAUAGCAACAAAUUGGAUCCCAAUUUUGUAAACAAUUUGAAGGCAUUGUCGGUCGAAGAGUUGAUACUACUUAAGGACCACUUGAAGUUCUCAAACGAGAAUGGGAUUAAACUUGCGGUCGAAUUAAUGGACAAAUAGAUAAUGAAAUCUAUUUUAGAACCUUAAGUUUUUUUCAAUUUUUCUGUACAUUUAUUGCAUAC
Molecule: messenger RNA, 642 nt
Organism: Medioppia subpectinata
Lineage: Eukaryota; Metazoa; Arthropoda; Arachnida; Sarcoptiformes; Oppiidae
Source: the annotation of a GenBank genome assembly